Molecule: messenger RNA, 168 nt
Organism: Cetraspora pellucida
Lineage: Eukaryota; Fungi; Glomeromycota; Glomeromycetes; Diversisporales; Gigasporaceae
Source: the annotation of a GenBank genome assembly
AUGAAUUCUCCAAACAAAAGAACAGUUCAUGCUACAAUUAUAAGAAAAGCACGGCUACAGUGGAAUGCACGAGAAAAAAUUGCCAUUAUUUUAUAUUAUAAAAGUGGUCAUAGCAAUAAUCAAACAGCGGCUAAAUUUAAUAUUGAGAUAAAGCAACUUCGAAACUAG